AUGUCUGUUAUUAAGAAUAAGUUAGAAUUGGUAGCAAGGGUUACAUAUGAAACAUUGUUAAGAUUAGGAGUUGUGGAAAAAAAUAAAAAUAAUGAUUUAGAUGGUGCUAAUGAUCAGGCAAGUUCAGGUAUUAUAAAGAUCAGAGCUAAUUCUUUGUUUUCAACUAUCAAGUAUAUAGAGAUCAUAACAACAGAAGUAUCUGAAGAUGCUACGUGUAUGAUAACUCUCUGUGAUGAUAAAGAUAACACUUUAGCUAAUCAUGUCUUUAAAUACGACGAUGAUGAUGGUAAUAAGGAUGACGUUGAUAAUAAUAGUUUGGAAUUAAAUAGUAUUAAGUUCCCUUUAAAUUGGACACUAUUUCAAAAUGAACAUAAGAAUCAAGUUGUCAGGCUAUCUAAUGUGAUAAUGGUUAGAUUAAAACUUCAAUCGAUGGUUUUGUCCUUUGAAAAGUCUGGUAUUUCAAAUAAAAAUGAUUCAGAGCCUGUUAAGAUAGACAAGAUACCAGUUGAGAGUAAUACCACUAUACUAUUUGGGAAUGGCACCAGUUCAAAGCAUUCAAAUGUGGAACUACCUAAAUUUGAAGAUGAAUAUGAGAUAAAUGAACCAUCGGCUACGUUUCAUUCAGAAGAAUUACAAGAGAGAUAUUUACCGGCAAGAGGGGGUUCUACGUAUGGAAGUAACGAUCUGUAUCCAAUGGGACAAAAGAACCCAUUAGGAUCGAAUUUAGGUCCAUUCGGCCCCCCAUCAAAUAACAGGAAUGAUGGUAGUAAUGAUAAUAGAGGAUCACCUGGACAAGGUGGGAUGAUUUUCGAUCCGUUUGGGCAAAAUCGAGAUGAAGUGUUUAGAGACACACAAAACAGACGAGGACCUGGAUGGGUUCCAGGAUCCAAAUACGAUGAUCCAUUUGGUAAUGCUGGCGGGUUUAAUGGGAUGGGAGGAUCAGGAUUUCCUGGCUCUGGUUCUGGUUCAGGAUUUGGAUUUUUGUGA
Molecule: messenger RNA, 987 nt
Organism: Arxiozyma heterogenica
Lineage: Eukaryota; Fungi; Ascomycota; Saccharomycetes; Saccharomycetales; Saccharomycetaceae
Gene: FUB1
Product: Fub1p
Exons: 1
Coding region: 1-987 (328 amino acids)
Source: RefSeq, a predicted model, not a curated record